This is a messenger RNA of Mytilus trossulus (common blue mussel), 432 nucleotides long. RefSeq lists its product as uncharacterized. Bases 1 to 432 code for a protein of 143 amino acids. The transcript has 3 exons. The record is from RefSeq and is a predicted model, not a curated record. NCBI's taxonomy places the organism in Eukaryota, Metazoa, Mollusca, Bivalvia, Mytilida, Mytilidae.
AUGGAGGAAAUGACUGUCAUGUCAAAGACAUCCCCAGAAGUAACUCCUGACACCCAUUUACAGGAACCUGCAGCACCAGUAGUUGAAGAUUCCAUCGGAAAAGGGCAACAGUCUGCCAUGUUAAAUCGUUUAUUAGGGAAGGGCAGCUAUGAAUCAUUUGAUAUGAGAUGCAUGGUAACUGGCCAAUUUUCUGUUGGGAAGUCGACUCUUGUUAAGCUGUUAGCUGGAGAAAUUAUACCUGAUGGUCGACACCCGACAGAUGGGAUUUCUCUGGUAGAAGGUCGCUGUGGCCUAGAUAUUCUUACAAAAGAGUGGAUUAUUGUUGAUCCAGGUGAGAAAGGGCAUAAGUACAAACAUCUGACCACAUUAAUAAAAACUCUAUUGCAUGGACUGCGCUAUCAGCAGAGAUGUUAUAGCACUGAUUUAAAUUAG